Suncus etruscus (white-toothed pygmy shrew) is the source of this 911-nucleotide messenger RNA. RefSeq names its product UTP23 small subunit processome component (gene UTP23). Bases 73 to 816 code for a protein of 247 amino acids. Gene Ontology annotation, cellular component: small-subunit processome; nucleolus. The record is from RefSeq and is a predicted model, not a curated record. Gene Ontology annotation, molecular function: small ribosomal subunit rRNA binding. The transcript has 3 exons. NCBI's taxonomy places the organism in Eukaryota, Metazoa, Chordata, Mammalia, Eulipotyphla, Soricidae.
UUCCGGAAGUCCCGGGAGCGUGACUUCGUGCCGCGCGUCCGGGCCCGCGGCCUCCAUUCGGGGAAGCCGAACAUGAAGAUCACCAGGCAGAAGCACGCCAAAAAGCACCUCGGGUUCUUCCGCAACAACUUUGGGGUGCGCGAGCCGUACCAGCUCCUGCUCGACGGCACUUUCUGCCAAGCCGCACUGCGGGGCCGCAUCCAGCUGAGAGAGCAGCUGCCUCGGUACCUCAUGGGGGAGACGCAGCUGUGUACCACCCGGUGCGUGUUAAAGGAGUUAGAGAUGCUGGGCAAAGAUUUAUAUGGGGCAAAACUGAUUGCACAGAAAUGCCAGGUUCGAAACUGCCCCCACAUAAAGGAUGCAACAAGUGGAUCCGAGUGUCUGCUUUCCAUGAUUGAAGACGGAAACCCUCAUCAUUAUUUUGUAGCAACACAGGAUCAGAAUUUGUCAUUGAAAGUAAAGAGAACACCUGGCGUUCCUCUCAUGUUUAUUAUUCAGAAUACUAUAGUCUUGGACAAACCUUCUCCCAAAACAAUAGCCUUUGUCAAAGCUGUAGAGUCAGGUCAGCUUGUCUCCGUACACGAGAAACAAAGUAUUAAGCAACUCAAAGAGGAACAGGGUUUAGGGAAAAACCUUGAACAGAGGAGACGAAAGAAGCACAAGAAAAGUGGCCCCAAUCCUCUUAGCUGUUUGAAGAAAAAGAAAAAAACACAGGCUACAGAUUCAUCUACCUCUGAAAAGAAAAGGAAAAGGAAAAGAAUCCGGAACAGAUCUUCAAAAGUCCUUUUGGAAAAACAGAAUGCAGAAGCACAGUGAAUCCUUGCGACCUUUUAAAGACUUCCAGAUGUAUUUGAAACUGAAAAUAUUUACAAUAAAGUACUACAUUAGGGACCAGAGUGGUGGUGCAGGCG